Messenger RNA from Hyaloscypha bicolor E, 1407 nucleotides. RefSeq lists its product as uncharacterized. The transcript has 4 exons. Gene Ontology annotation, cellular component: endoplasmic reticulum membrane. Gene Ontology annotation, biological process: triglyceride biosynthetic process. The record is from RefSeq and is a predicted model, not a curated record. Lineage: Eukaryota; Fungi; Ascomycota; Leotiomycetes; Helotiales; Hyaloscyphaceae. Gene Ontology annotation, molecular function: diacylglycerol O-acyltransferase activity. Bases 1 to 1407 code for a protein of 468 amino acids.
AUGAAAAAGAAAUACAGACAUGUUGCAGCAGUGCAUUCGAAGCCUAGAACGUCAUGUCUCAGUCACGAUUCCCAGGUGUCUCCAAGUUUCCUUGGUUUCAGGAACUUGAUGGUUAUUGUCCUCGUUGUCGGGAACUUGCGCUUGAUGAUUGAGAACUUUAAAAAGUACGGGGUCCUAAUAUGCAUACGAUGCCACGAUUAUCGAAGACAAGAUCUCAUAUUAGGGGCAGCUCUAUACUUUAUCAUACCAUGCCAUCUCUUUUUAGCGUACAUUGUUGAAUUGGUAGCUGCACAACAAGCCCAGGCCUCGUUGCGAGCGGGGAAGAAGAGGGACGGGACAGCCACACCUGGGGGAAGCUACAUUGCAUCCGAUGAAGAGCGCCGAAAGUUCCAGUCAACCUGGAUCUUGAUAGCUUGGAUCCACGGCAUCAACGUCAGUUUGUGCCUACUUAUAACCUCUGUUGUGGUUUACUUCUUCAUUCACCACCCCUUGAUUGGCACAUUGUCAGAGGUUCAUGCGAUCAUCGUUUGGUUGAAGACCGCGUCCUACGCUUUUACCAAUCGAGAUCUCCGCCACGCAUACCUUCACCCGUCGAGGCGAGAGGAAGAUGCACUCCCAGAGAUAUACAGUGAAUGCCCGUAUCCGAAGAAUAUCACACUCGGCAAUUUGACCUACUUUUGGUGGGCUCCAACUUUGGUUUAUCAGCCCGUCUACCCCAGGACCAAGAAGAUCAGAUGGGUUUUUGUCAUCAAACGUAUGUCUGAAGUUUUCGGAUUGAACGCAUUCAUGUGGAUUGCUAGUGCUCAAUAUGCAGCGCCGGUAUUACGGAAUUCGCUGGAUAAGAUGGCUUCACUUGAUCUACCGUCGAUUCUGGAGAGAUUGAUGAAAUUGUCAACAAUUAGUUUGGUUAUUUGGCUGGCUGGCUUCUUUGCUCUGUUCCAGUCCUUUCUCAACGCAUUGGCCGAAGUUAUGAAGUUUGGGGACAGAGAGUUCUACACUGAUUGGUGGAACAGCCCCAGCGUGGGAGUAUAUUGGAGAACCUGGAACAAGCCAGUCUACCAAUUUAUGAAGAGACACGUCUUCUCGCCAUUGAUUGGUAGGGGUUGGAGCUCUGGUGCUGCAAGCAUUGCAGUUUUCGUAUUCUCAGGGGUGCUUCACGAGCUACUUGUAGGCAUACCGACACACAACAUAAUUGGUGCGGCGUUCAUCGGCAUGGUUGCUCAGCUCCCACUAAUAGCCAUCACGGCGCCUUUAGAGAAAAUGGAGGGUAUCAAUGGGCGAAUCAUCGGAAACUGCAUUUUCUGGAUUUCGUUCACACUCAUCGGUCAGCCUUUGGCGGCGCUGCUUUACUUUUUUGCCUGGCAAGCGAAAUAUGGCACUGUCAGCAAACAGCUUGUGAAAGCGUAA